Rhopilema esculentum is the source of this 1194-nucleotide messenger RNA. Lineage: Eukaryota; Metazoa; Cnidaria; Scyphozoa; Rhizostomeae; Rhizostomatidae. The record is from RefSeq and is a predicted model, not a curated record.
GCCGUCUGUUUACGUUUUCUAUGGUGAUCGAGACACGUUGUAUUUUGCUGCUGUAAAAUUGUUAAGAAACUGCCAAAAAAUCAUGGAAAAUCCAGCGGAUUCUGAUGGCCAGCACUUCCCUAGUUUUUUUCAAAACUCUAGUUCGGGGUCCAGUGCCAAGGAAGCUUCGGCAACAGAAGAACUUUACGAGAACAGAAUUGUUAAAGGAGCAUGCGGGCCUGCCAAUGGUGAUGGCUCUUCCGAAAUAGUAGAUACAGUGGGUGUGGAUGAGACUGCAGAACAAGCCACAGUUGAAAAGGACGGUUGGUUAAGGUCCUUGACACAACUUCCAAGUUUUAGCCAUGAAAAAUUAGACGAUCGUUUAAUUAAUAGCCCUUUAACAUCAACAGAGAAUGGAGCAGCGCCCAAGGCAUUUAGGAACAAAAAAGAAGGGUACAAACUAUGGAAGGAGGGAUAUGUGCGUGCUGUAUUCGUUAAACCUAACGUUAAGGGGAAACGUAUGUUAUUCCUUGUAAAGGCAGAAGUAUCUGCAUCAAUGAAGAGUGUCCAGUACAUGGUAUAUGUUCAUCUAGACCAAAUCAAUGGUGAUGUGGUUUAUGCGAAAUGCGACUGUAAAGCUGGUCAAGGAGGGUGUUGCAAGCAUGUUGCUGCUUUACUUUAUACUUUACUUGACUUUAUCAACAUUGACAUUGAAGAAAUACCAAGUGAUAUAACAUGCACCCAGGUUGGGCAGAAAUGGCAUAUUCCUUCAGGUGCAAGAAAUCUGUCAUCUAAAGCUUUUAAGUUUCGAAAUCUUGUUUUUGUAAAAGCAGAAGAAACUAAGAAGAGAAAGAGGCCUCUUGUAACUGGAAGCAGAGACACAUAUUGUGCUACACCACAGUUUGCUUUGGAAACAAGUCCAGAUGAACUAGAAGGCUUAGUGGAAAGGCUGAGAUUGGCAGGCAAGGCCCCAAUGUUUUGUGAAGCAAUAGAGUCAAAUAAUUAUCAGCCUUGCUCUUUGUUUUAAACAUCAAGCACAAGAGCUUUGGAGAAAUUUUCAGGAAGCAUUUUCAAUGAGCAAACCGAGUUGCAUUACAUUCAUAGACUUUAUUGUAAGGUGCCACAUGAUAAUGAUGUCAGUGAAUUACAGUUGAAGGAAGAAAUUAUCCAAAACAUUCUUUCUAAAGUUGGCAUAUCUGUUGAAAAAUCGAUUGA